Molecule: messenger RNA, 2485 nt
Organism: Acanthisitta chloris (rifleman)
Lineage: Eukaryota; Metazoa; Chordata; Aves; Passeriformes; Acanthisittidae
Gene: DUSP10
Product: dual specificity phosphatase 10
Exons: 3
Coding region: 43-1482 (479 amino acids)
Biological process (GO): protein dephosphorylation; negative regulation of JUN kinase activity
Cellular component (GO): cytosol; cytoplasm
Molecular function (GO): MAP kinase tyrosine/serine/threonine phosphatase activity; protein tyrosine/threonine phosphatase activity
Source: RefSeq, a predicted model, not a curated record
UGGUCUUGUGUUCUUCUUAACUUGCUAGUUCUCAGCCUCCUCAUGCCUCCGUCUCCUUUAGACGACAGGGUAGUAGUGGCACUUUCAAGGCCAGUGAGACCUCAGGAUCUCAACCUCUGUUUAGACUCUAGCUGUCUUGAAUCUGCCUCUUCUGCUGGUGAGAGCCACUCCAGUCUGCUCAGUGCAGCUGUUGUGUCCCUAAAGACUGCUAAUCUCACGUAUAUGCCCUCAUCUAACGGCUCUGCACGCUCCCUGAGUUGUGGAUGCAGCAGUGCCAGUUGCUGCACUGUGGCAACAUACGACAAGGACACUCAGGCCCAAACUCAAGCGAGCACCAGCAGCACCCACGCCGGAGCCUCCACCACCUGCCCUACCACCCAAAUGGUCAACAGCAAUGAGAACGCCGGCAGCCUGAGCCCACUGGGUGGAGUGGGGAGCCCUGUCUCGGGCACCACCAGGCAACUUGCUAGCAUCAAAAUCAUUUACCCCAAUGAUCUGGCGAAGAAGAUGACCAAAUGCAGCAAGAGCCACCAACAGAACCAAGGGCCUGUCAUCAUUGACUGCAGGCCCUUCAUGGAGUAUAAUAAGAGUCACAUUCAAGGGGCUGUCCACAUCAACUGUUCUGACAAGAUCAGCCGGAGAAGGCUCCAGCAGGGCAAGAUCACUGUCUUGGACUUGAUCUCCUGUCGGGAAGGCAAGGACUCCUUCAAAAGAAUCUUUUCCAAAGAAAUCGUAGUUUAUGAUGAGAAUACCAAUGAGCCAAGCAGAGUAAUGCCUUCCCAGCCACUCCACAUAGUGCUGGAGUCACUCAAGCGAGAAGGCAAGGAGCCCCUAGUCCUGAAAGGAGGACUCAGCGGUUUCAAGCAGAACCAUGAAAACCUCUGCGAUAACUCCCUCCAGCUGCAAGAGUGCCCGGAGGGGGGAGGUGGCGCCUCUGCUGUGCCCCCCAUGCUACCUCAGUCCAUCCCUACCACACCAGACAUCGAGAAUGCUGAGCUCACCCCCAUCCUGCCCUUCCUCUUCCUCGGAAAUGAGCAUGAUGCUCAGGACUUGGAGAAAAUGCAGAGGAUGAACAUAGGCUACGUAAUCAAUGUGACUACCCACCUGCCCCUGUACCAUUAUGAGAAAGGCAUAUUCAACUACAAGCGGCUCCCGGCCACAGACAGCAACAAGCAGAAUCUCAGGCAGUAUUUUGAAGAGGCUUUUGAAUUCAUUGAGGAAGCUCAUCAGUGUGGAAAAGGUCUCCUCAUCCACUGUCAGGCCGGUGUCUCCCGAUCUGCCACCAUAGUUAUUGCAUACUUAAUGAAGCACACACGCAUGACCAUGACGGAUGCCUAUAAAUUUGUAAAAGGCAAACGACCAAUCAUUUCCCCUAACCUUAACUUUAUGGGGCAAUUACUGGAGUUCGAAGAAGAUCUAAACAACGGUGUCACACCGCGAAUCCUCACACCAAAGUUGAUCGGCGUAGAGACCGUCGUGUGAUGGUGGAGCUGCGAGGAGGCAGUUAGUGAAGGGGCUAACCUAGUGAUGAGUGGGCUGUGGGUUUUUCUUUUUAACUUUCAAGGGGAGUUUUGUGGCAAAAUUUUUGUGAAUAAAAACCUUUUUUUUUUUUUUGUGCAAGGAAAGGUUUUUAAAAGAUCCAAGAACUUUGCUGGGUUUGGGAUGCUGUUGUGAUAUCCUUCUCAGACACUGGCAGAACAGGGAGGCUUUGGAGCAAAAGGAGUACUUUUUAAAAUCAAAACAAGAAGAAAUAUUUUGCUUUUUUUCUUUUUAUUUUUUUCCCGUCCUCUCCAGUUACUUGUAGAGUUUAUGGCUAAGUAGUCUGUGCAGGUUCAUAGACUGAAGAAACCUAAGUUGGAGAUGAAACACAAACAGCAAAAACAAAGAAAAGAAAGCCCUCCCUGAAACAUAAGGGCCUUCAUUCUGCAAAGGCUUUGCUAAAGAUAACCUAGCAAAAUGCUCACCAAUGCAAAGGAAGUCAGGGCAGCUUAAAAAGUCUACAAGGCACUUCUCACACCCCUGACUCAAACUAAAGAAGAAAACUAAAAUUUAUUGAUGUGUUUCAUGUUCCAGUUCUAUUUUUCUAUUUUGGGGUGUAAGGUUUUAACAGUAAGGGACUUCGAUCAUUCUAUGCCAUAUGCCUUCACUGGCUUCUUGUGCAAUAAUAAUUUGGGGUUUGUUUUGUGUGUUCAAACUGAUUAGAGUUGGCUGCCCACUAAUAAUAGGGUAAUAAUUUUUAAAGUUUAAUAGUGCAAUGGCAGCUGGCUUGGUUCAGAAAGGAUAAGUGAGAGCAAUUAAUUUGUUCCUUUAUAUGACUUUGAUCCUGGUUACAGUGCCAUAAACCUUGUUAUGUAUGUAUAUCAGAAUGUACAAAAACUGAGAAUGAGCAAAGUUUAUUUAAAAAUAUUUUUCGCACAAAAUAUUGGUGUGUUUCAGUUGUUUAUGUAAAAAAUUUGAUUAUAAACCAAAAAAAUCUUUUGGAAAA